Molecule: messenger RNA, 1098 nt
Organism: Fusarium vanettenii 77-13-4
Lineage: Eukaryota; Fungi; Ascomycota; Sordariomycetes; Hypocreales; Nectriaceae
Exons: 5
Coding region: 1-1098 (365 amino acids)
Source: RefSeq, a predicted model, not a curated record
AUGUCUUCAAACACCAACAAGGUAGCCCUUAUUUUUGGGGCCUCUGGAAUUUCCGGCUGGGCGCUGAUGCGUGAAUGUCUCUCUUUCCCAUCAACAGAGACAUUUUCUCGUGUCAUCGGCUUGAGCCAUCGCCCAUUGUCCAAGGAAGCAGCUCGCCUUCCCAAUGACCCGCGACUGGAACUAAAUAACGGGCUGGAUCUCACCCAUGGGGGCCAGACCAAGGAGAAACUGGGAUCCCUCCCAGGCAUUGGCGAUGUAACGCAUGUGUACUUUGACGUUGUUAAAGUGAACGCAACGAUUGUUGACAAUGCUCUCAUCGCGCUCAACGAACUAUGCCCGAUGAUGGAGUUCUUCGGAUACGGAACUGUCGGGUUUGGAUGGCCGCCCGCACCUUGGAAAGAAGAUCUCCCUCGCAUGCCGGAGCCGUACGCCUCGGAUAUCUUCUACUACGCGCAAUACGACGUCGUAGCCAGACACGCUGCAAACAAGUCUUGGGGGUGGUCUGAGAUCAGGCCUUCAUAUCUGGUGCGCUUUGUCCCCCACCAUAAUGCGAUGAAUGUCGCACAGUCCCUUGGCCUAUUCCUCUCCUACUACCGCUCUAUGAAAGGCGCCGGGGCCGAAUGUGUGUUCCCCGGGACCCCCGACUCCUGGACAGCGCUCCGCACCGAAUCCGCCCAAGACCUAGUUGCCCACUUCCACAUCCACGUCUCUUUGCACACUGAUAAGAGUAGCGGAAGGUCUUUCAACGUCGGAGAUGGCGAUCCGGUGUCGUGGGAGCUAACGUGGCCGGUGCUAUGUGAAUACUUUGGCCUCAAGGGAGUUGGUCCCCUGGCACAUAAAGAGGGGGAGAUAUAUGGCAUUGAAUGGUUGAUGGCCCAAAAGGAGUCUUGGCCGGAUUGGAUCCAAGAGCAGGGUCUCAGGAAGAAUGCUCUGGAGGACAUGCAAUGGGAUAUUCUCCAGAUGGUCCUGACGCUCUCGGUCCGGAUUGACUAUGAUUUAGGUGCAUCCCGUGAGAUUGGGUUCCAGGAGAUUCUAAAGCCUGGUGAGGGCUAUAUGGUGGCAUUUGAUCGGCUGCGAGAGGCGGAGCUUCUCCCUUAG